Messenger RNA from Thalassophryne amazonica, 816 nucleotides. RefSeq names its product high mobility group AT-hook 1a (gene hmga1a). Gene Ontology annotation, cellular component: chromatin; nucleus. Gene Ontology annotation, biological process: regulation of DNA-templated transcription. The record is from RefSeq and is a predicted model, not a curated record. The transcript is spliced from 5 exons. NCBI's taxonomy places the organism in Eukaryota, Metazoa, Chordata, Actinopteri, Batrachoidiformes, Batrachoididae. Gene Ontology annotation, molecular function: transcription coregulator activity; DNA binding. The coding region runs from base 169 to 465 and encodes 98 amino acids.
AGUGUUCAAGCUCCCAUGAGGGCGGUUCUUUAAAUUGUCCCCAAAAAGUCUUCCUGGCUGGCGCCUUUUUCUCUUUAUCUGCAGGAGCCGAUACGCACAUACUUAUCAGAGGACGUCGUUGGAAUAAACCUUAAUCUACUACAUUGCCGGUCUGAAAGCAAAGCAAACAUGAGCGACAAGGGGACCGCCUCACCGAAAGAGAAGGAGGGGACAGAGAAGAGGGGGCGGGGAAGACCACGCAAGGGUGGGGGGCAGGUGAAGACCUCUGAGGAACCUGUUGGCUCACCUCCUACAAAGAAGCCCAGAGGACGACCAAGGGGCAGCAAAAACAAGCCAAGUUCAAGGGGGAAAAAGGCAGCGACGGCCUCGCCUGCAGAGGGAAAACGAAGGGGCAGACCUAAGAAGGAGGAGGCGGAGAAACCUUCCCAAGAAUCAUCUGAGGAGGAGGAAGAAGAGGACCAGUAAUUCAUGACCAAUGCUACCUCGCGCAACAAUACUGAACUUACCUGUUAACAGAACUGGGCUGUAUCUCAACACCAGUGCCACCACAUGACCACUGCUCACGACAAAACCUUACCAAACAAGGGUUAACACAGUACAUAAAAUAAUGCAACAGCACUGGAUACAAUGAUGGACCUUGCUCAAGCGUAGAUCUAAGAAUUACAUGAAUGGUAUUGGCCCUUUUCGCUACAUCAUGUUAUCACAAGUCUUUUAUACUGGACAAAAGUGUGCUCUGACGAGCCUCAUGUUUCUCUCCCCCCCACUUAAACAGUGUGUAGGACAGUCUCUGCUUAAUGUUACUUAUUUGUUGUACCC